AUGUGGAUGCUGGUACUAGGCACAGUUUUCCUGGCAGGCGCCCAAGCCUGUAUCUUCUGCCGCCUCCCAGGCCAUGACUUGUUGGGCCGCCUGGAUCACCUCUGCAGCCAAAUAGAAGUCCGGUGGGAGGCGUGUGAGGCCUCCAGAGACUUCUCGGCCUUUGCCUUAGAUGAGAUGUCCAUGAACAAAAUUACAGAGAAGACUCACAGAGUCCUGAGGGUCAUGGAGAUCAAAGGGUCUUUCUCCUCACUUCCUUUAUACUGGGAAUGGCUUUACAAUACCAAGAUCCCGGAGUACACCAGGGAAGCUCUCUGUGCUCCUGCCUGCCGGGGCAGCACCACCCUCUACAACUGCUCCACCUGUGAAGGCGUGGACGUGCACUGUUGGCCUCGAAAGCGUUGCUUUCCAGGAAGUCACGAUCUUUGGGAAGCCCGAAUUCUGCUCUUCUCUGUCUUUGUUGCUGUCCUGCUUCUCAGUGUUGGGAGCCUCGUGGUGGAGUCCCGCCACCUUCAGGCAAAGAGCGACUUGUGA
Molecule: messenger RNA, 531 nt
Organism: Orycteropus afer afer
Lineage: Eukaryota; Metazoa; Chordata; Mammalia; Tubulidentata; Orycteropodidae
Gene: TMEM95
Product: transmembrane protein 95
Exons: 7
Coding region: 1-531 (176 amino acids)
Biological process (GO): fusion of sperm to egg plasma membrane involved in single fertilization
Cellular component (GO): sperm plasma membrane; acrosomal membrane
Source: RefSeq, a predicted model, not a curated record